Molecule: messenger RNA, 2475 nt
Organism: Mucor mucedo
Lineage: Eukaryota; Fungi; Mucoromycota; Mucoromycetes; Mucorales; Mucoraceae
Exons: 7
Coding region: 15-2387 (790 amino acids)
Molecular function (GO): zinc ion binding
Source: RefSeq, a predicted model, not a curated record
UUUUUUUUUUUUUAAUGCGGCAAUUUUGGUUCAAGAUUUACUCGGCUGAGCGGGAUGAGCACAGGAUUUUUUGGUUGGAUGUACCUCAUGACAAGGAGGAAGGUGUUUACAAUCAGUUAAAGCAUGAUGUGCGACAUGUAUUUGGUUUCCCUGAAGAUUAUGAUUUUUACUUCACACACAAAGAUAAUGACAAUGAUGAAGUUGCUAUAAAAGAGAACUACGAAAUAUUGAAUUAUAUGUGUCGGAUGGAAAACAAUCAUAAAUUGAGGCUUUCGGUUACACCAAUCAAUCAAGAAAGACAACAUAUUCCUGAUUCAAACUCAAGUGAUAGUGCUUCAAUAGCUUUAAACGAAUCCUUCCAAUCUAUCAUUAAAAAUCUGGAACUUGGCAUGAACAAUUUACAGGUAGCUGUUGAAAAAAGUGCAGUUACUACAGUUGAGACAGUUAUGAAAACUGCUGCUGAGACUGCUGCUCAUGUUUAUCGUUCUAUGCUACCCCCUCCGACACUUUCUGAAAAGCCUCAAUUUGAUGUUAUCUGCGAUGGAUGUUAUACGCCUAUUCGAGGUCAAAGAUGGCGUUGUGAAACAUGCGAAGAUUUUGAUUUAUGCAGUACUUGCAAAUCUCGUGUGGUUCAUGACAAAAAACAUAAUUUCCGAUCUAUCAAUAAUACUCCACAGCAUACUCAACCAGAUAUUGUGCCUGAUCAUACUGAUAUGGAUUUAAAUGAUCCCAAACCAUUACAGACUAUCUUUAUCUGUGAUUAUUGCGAUUCAGAUAUUGUGGGAAUUCGUCACACUUGUGGGGCUUGUCCAGAUUUCGACCUGUGUCAUUCUUGCUUUGCGAUUGUCAAGGAAAACCAUCCGGAGCAUGUAUUUGUCACUCGUCUUGUUGGCACACAAGCUAACAUAUGCAAUCAACAACCUAAAGCAGCGAAGCCUAAAAAAUCUAAGACGCCAUUUAUCCCACGGGAGUCAUCUGAUACUAUUUAUCAUCGCGGUGUUAAUUGUGAUAAUUGUCAGGAUAUCGUUACAGGAAUCCGCUACAAAUGCGGACAUUGUGUAAAUUAUGAUUUAUGUGAAACGUGUGAAGAAUAUGCCCUGUCUAUUCAUGAUAAGAUGCACGCUUUUAUCAAAAUCAGAUACCCCAUACAGAGCAUUAUAAAGAAGCCCAUCUUGCCCAAAUUUAUGCCUCUAGGAGAUGUGGAUCGAGCCUAUAGUCCCAGUACCUCCUCUGCUGGUCCGUCACAGGUUCAAGAAAUGACAAUGAUUGAUUCACCGAAAUUAAGUGUUAAUGAAUCCAAUACUAGUAUGAGGUCUGUUUCUUCAGUAGCAGUUUCUACAGUAGAACCUUCAACAUUACCUAUACCUGUCCCCGUAGACCCUGUUUUGUCUGCAGAAUUUAUAUCAGACAUUAAUAUACCUGAUGGGACUUUAAUUGUCCCCAAAAAGACAUUCAUUAAGAUGUGGAAGAUAAGUAACAAUGGCAAUACUGAUUGGCCCAUUGGGACUCAUUUACUUUUCAAUGGCGGAACCAUUUUAAGACCACAUCCUAUAUCACGCCCGGACAGUUUUGUGGUGCCGGUAAUAUCACCCAAUGAAGAAACAUGUGUUACUGCUGAGCUCCAGGCUCCUGAUUGUCCUGGUGACUACUCCAGUUACUUUUGUUUGUGCACUCCUGAUGGAGUUAGAUUUGGUGAUGUGUUAUGGUGUACAAUCAAGGUUGACCAGGAUGAUGAACCUGUCGAAAUGGCACGAACAGUGUCGGCGUCGGACAUUAUGAUGAAUUCAAGUAAUUCAAUGAUAUAUCCAAUCAUCUCCACAGGUCAUGAAGAUGCUCAAAGCAAUGAUGGAUAUACCGACCAGGAUGGAUAUUCUACAUCAACAAAUGACCAAGUAUCAACAAUUAAUUCGGCCAGAAGUUAUACCAAUAGCCAUGUAAGUAGCCCAUCGUCUUCUGAAAUUGAUGUUGGUGAGCACCACUGCAAUGACUAUUUAAGUGAAGAAGAGACAAGUGGUACUGUUCACGAAAUGAGUGACAGCUCAAUAAAUCGUACAUACCAGGUAGUGGGAGAAUCAGGUAUAACUCUGGUUCAAAAAAAUAUUGAGGAACAAGAAGAUGAUUUUAUUAUGAUCGAUGGUCAAGAAGGAAACGACGACGAGGAGGAUGUCUUGAAUAGAAACACUAAUAGUCUUAAUUCGUCUGUACAUUCUUCACAAACUGUUACUCCCAGGCGUGAAACUAUAUCCGACGAGGUGUUGUUCAGAUCUCAACUAUUACAGUUGCACGAAAUGGGUUUUACAUCAUAUGAUGAUUUAGCCAUAAGUCUCUUGAAGGCUAAUAAGGGUCAUGUAGAAGCCGUAAUAGCUAAACUUCUUUACUACCCUUAGUUUCAUAUGUAUCGGCUGAUUGUAACUCUUUAGGUUUUCGAAAGCUUGCAAAUAUUAAUAAAUAUUGUUCUAAAUACUAUCAUCUAAA